Messenger RNA from Brassica napus (rape), 566 nucleotides. RefSeq names its product non-specific lipid-transfer protein 6-like. The transcript is spliced from 2 exons. Gene Ontology annotation, cellular component: membrane. The record is from RefSeq and is a predicted model, not a curated record. Gene Ontology annotation, molecular function: lipid binding. Bases 70 to 417 code for a protein of 115 amino acids. NCBI's taxonomy places the organism in Eukaryota, Viridiplantae, Streptophyta, Magnoliopsida, Brassicales, Brassicaceae. Gene Ontology annotation, biological process: lipid transport.
UCAAUUCUCUAACCAAAGUACACAAACACAAAACCCACAAGACCAGAAAAAAAAAAACAGAGAGUAAACAUGAGAUCUCUCUUCUUACUAGCCUUGUUCCUAGUUCUUGCUUUUCACCAUGGUGAAGCAGCCGUGACUUGCAACAACGUGGUUGGUGAUCUUUACCCUUGCCUCUCCUACGUGAUGCAAGGCGGAAACGCUCCAUCAACUAACUGCUGCAACGGUGUCAGAACGCUCAACAGUCAGGCUCAAACCACUGCGGAUCGUCAGAGUGUUUGUCGUUGCAUCAAAAAUGCUAUUGGAGGAGCCUCUUACUCUUCAAGCAACCUUAACAAUGCUCUGUCUUUGCCUGCUAAGUGUGGUGUUAAUCUCCCUUUCAGUAUCAGCCCUUCCACCAACUGCAACAGUAUCCACUGAAAUAAGCAGAAGAUCCUGAAGGAAGCUACUACUACUACUACACUACUACAAGAACUUAGGACAUGGCCUGGUAGUAGUAACUACGUUGUUCAGUGAUGUAUCUUCAUCUCUAUGUUCUUCAAGGUUCUAAUAAAAAUUACAACAUGCUA